Messenger RNA from Striga asiatica, 1428 nucleotides. NCBI's taxonomy places the organism in Eukaryota, Viridiplantae, Streptophyta, Magnoliopsida, Lamiales, Orobanchaceae. The record is from the annotation of a GenBank genome assembly.
UGCAAGUUUUGAGAGUGCUGUCAUUAUAUCUUUUUUUUUUUUCUUUUUUAUUUUACACAAAGUGAAUUUUUAGUUGUGCCUUUAGAAGAAUAUGUCACAACAAAAGACGCCCAAGAUCGAAUGCUUGAUGUUAAGCAGGAUCCAUCUUUCGAGCCAUUUUUAGGAUGGACGGAACCCCUUGAUGUUAUAAGGGGAACGUUGUGCAUCCUGUUCGGGUACUGGAAUGAUAAAGAGUUCGAUCGUAUAUUGACUGAGACAAGAGACAAAUCUUGUAAACUUAGACUGGCUGCCAAAGAGCCUGCUUGGACUCGGAUUGAUAUGAUUACUGAUAUUCGUUACCCAGCAAAUCUUAAUGGCCUGAAACAAGCGUUGGCCGACAAAUACGGUGAAGAGUCUUACUUUUAUAAGACUGCUUUUAAGACGAUUGAGGGAAACAAAGCUUAUUUUGAGAAGAAGGUCACCCCAUCCAUUCACUUGUUAGGUCCUGAUGCAAAGGGCCAUGAGAUUGACUGCAUGCUAGUUAAGUGGUGUGUUGAUGACAUCUUUUAUUUGUUUGACAUUGGUAUUCGCGAGUGGACUCAUUGGAUUUACCUAAGUUUUCAAUGGCGUCCUUCGUUGAAACUCCGCCAGGCGAUUUCAGAUCAGGUGAUAAGAUCUUCAGGACCUAGUGCGCGUGCAAUACCGUCGAUAAAGGCGCUGGCCACAAGCAGGGUAUUUGCACUAGAUACGGAUCCUAGUUGUAACGAUUUGGAUUAUAUUCUUGGUCCAUUGGAUUAUGGAGUUUUUUCCAAUCAGCUCAGUCGUAUCCUCAUGUCUUUGUUAUUUCCAGGUCUCAAUUUGGAUGACCUUUUUGGAAGACAGUCUGCUGACAACGAGAACAAGACCGUGAACUGGGAAGAGCCUACACUUUAUAACUACUUGCUUAAUCAUAAGAAGGUUACUAAUAAGAGAAAAUAUGCCGAGCAUGAGGAUGAGGAUGAGUCGGAAUCCCUUGGUGUCCCCUUCUACUUCCAACCUUUGAACCCCCAUGCCUUUGAUGUAUUUUAUGAGUGUAGAGAAGGUGUGUUGCAAUUUAUCUCCAUUAAAAGUACAAUCUUUAUAUCAUGUUUAUGUUCCAAGAUACUAGAUAUGAGGGGCUUCUUGUUAAUAAAAUCUUUCUAUACACCCGACAUGGAUAUAUUGUCUACUAAAGUAUUCAAAAGUCUAGGAGAUGGUGUUGGAGAUCAGAAAACGUCUCAACGCAAAAGUAAAGAACUUUUCAGCAGAUCGAAUUUCUUAGAGGCGGUUGAUGAGUCUAUCCUGGAGAGUGAAUUUUUAGUUGUGCCUUUAGAAGAAUAUGUCACAACAAAAGACGCCAAAGAUCGAAUGUUUGAAGUUAAGCAGGAUCCAUCUUUUGAGCCAUUUCUAGGAUGGACGGAACCAUGGGAU